This is a messenger RNA of Gossypium raimondii (Peruvian cotton), 1858 nucleotides long. Its product is annotated as probable 3-hydroxyisobutyrate dehydrogenase-like 1, mitochondrial. The transcript has 2 exons. The record is from RefSeq and is a predicted model, not a curated record. Lineage: Eukaryota; Viridiplantae; Streptophyta; Magnoliopsida; Malvales; Malvaceae. The coding region runs from base 68 to 1090 and encodes 340 amino acids. Gene Ontology annotation, molecular function: oxidoreductase activity; NAD binding; NADP binding.
UAAAAUUAUGUCGCACAAUCAUAAAAAGGGUUAUAAUAAGAUUAGAUAAUUUCGCAUAAAAGAUAAAAUGCGAUCACUGUCCUAUCUACUUGGCUCACUCUCACGAUACUUUCCCCAUUCUCAAUCGUCAUCUACUCCUCACCUCACCUUUCUCCUCCGCAGCAUGGCCACCUCCACCGCUGCCGGUCCCAUUAACCCAUCCAACACUCGCCUUGGAUGGAUUGGGACUGGCGUCAUGGGUCGAUCCAUGUGUGCUCAUCUAAUCAACGCUGGCUACUCUCUCACCGUCUUCAACCGUACCCUUUCCAAAGCCCAACACCUCGUUGACAUGGGUGCCCGCCUAGCCCAAACACCUCACGACCUUGCCGCCCAAUCCGAUGUCGUUUUCUCCAUCGUCGGUUACCCUUCCGACGUCCUCCAAGUCCUACUCGAUCCCGUUAACGGAGCCCUCUCUGGCCUCCGUCCCGGCGGCAUACUCGUUGACAUGACAACAUCGGAGCCUUCUCUCGCCGUCGAAAUAUCCACCGCUGCAUCUUCCAAGAACUGCUCCUCAAUCGACGCGCCCGUCUCUGGCGGCGACCGAGGUGCCAAGAACGGGACACUCGCGAUAUUCGCUGGGGGAGACGAAGCCAUUGUCAACCGCCUAAACCCCAUCUUUACCCUCAUGGGAAAAGUUAACUACAUGGGGCCUAGCGGGAAAGGCCAAUUCGCGAAAUUAGCUAACCAAAUCACCAUAGCAUCGACGAUGGUGGGAUUAGUGGAAGGAAUUAUUUACGCCCACAAAGCAGGGCUGAAUGUGGCGUCGUUUUUGGAUGCGAUAUCGACCGGGGCAGCUGGCUCAAAGUCGUUGGAUUUGUACGGGAGCAGGAUUUUGAAGAGGGACUUCGAUCCUGGUUUCUUCGUGAACCAUUUUGUUAAGGAUUUGGGGAUUUGUUUAAAGGAAUGUCAAAACAUGGGACUUGCUUUGCCCGGUCUGGCUUUGGCUCAACAGCUUUAUUUGUCGCUUAAGGCUCAUGGGGAAGGGAAUUUGGGAACCCAAGCUCUGAUUUUGGCUCUGGAGAGGCUUAACAACGCGACCCUUGGUUCUUAAACCUGAACCAGUUUAGGGAUCGAUGACCAAAGUUCCUUGGUUUACUAUCAGCCACUCAUGACAUUUGAUCGUUGCUUGAUUAGACACCCCGGAUCACCAUAACUUACACAUUUGCUGGCAUCAAAGAGACCAUAACUUGGGAUGAGUGUGGACUACGAAUGCAAAAGCUGAAAAAACUGAAAGAAGAAAGAGGAAAGUGAAAUUCCGAAUAGCUGUGAUUCUUUAACCUACCUACACUUCAACCAUCUUCAGGGUUCCUCAACUUCAAUGUAUUGGGAGUGAGAGGCUGCCAGGAGGGCUGCCCCAAUGCCAGACCCAUCCAUGGAGUGCUCAACAGCAAUGUUCUCGGAGGCUUCUUCUCCUAGCAAUUCCCAGAGGGUGUUCUCCAUGCAGGUUCUGAAUUUAGUGUAGUGCUCAUACAACCCGCCGUCUAAAGCUACCACUGACUUCUGCUUUUCACCAUCUUUCACUGUGUCUCUUCCUAAUUUCUUGAGGAUACCCACGAUUCCAGCAGCAGAUAGGCGAGCACCACGAGUAGCAACAAUGUCACACACCUCAACAAUAAGCUUCCUCAAUUUCAAAGAGGUAUUUGAUAUCUGAAAUAAAGCAAAGAAUAGACAACUUAAACAUAUGAAAACCUAAUAAAAGCAAUGAAUUCACAUGAUAAAAAUCUCAUUUACUCUCAUGUAAAAACUUAUUUCCUUUAAGAAGAGAAUUCUUUCCAUAGUCUUAAAUAUUUCCUAAAAGGGGUAUUGCGAAUUAAGUUAA